Messenger RNA from Prunus dulcis (almond), 743 nucleotides. Its product is annotated as outer envelope pore protein 16, chloroplastic. The transcript is spliced from 6 exons. The coding region runs from base 110 to 550 and encodes 146 amino acids. Gene Ontology annotation, molecular function: amino acid transmembrane transporter activity. NCBI's taxonomy places the organism in Eukaryota, Viridiplantae, Streptophyta, Magnoliopsida, Rosales, Rosaceae. Gene Ontology annotation, cellular component: chloroplast outer membrane. Gene Ontology annotation, biological process: protein import into chloroplast stroma. The record is from RefSeq and is a predicted model, not a curated record.
ACACGUACAAACAGAGAGAGAGAGAGAGUGAGACUGAGAAAGAGAGAGAGAGAGAGAGAGAGAGAGAGGGUGUGUGUGUAGGUGGUGAAAGAAGAAGAAGAAGAAGAAGAUGCCAAGAAGCAGUUUCUCAGGGAUGAUAUCAGGGCCAAAGGUUGAUGUGAUAGUCGACUUGGGGAACCCCUUGCUCAACCAUACUUUCGAUGGCUUCUUGAAGAUCGGAACCGUCGCUGCUACAAGAGCUGCUGCAGAGGAUGCUUACAAGAUGGUCAAGAAAGGGAGCAUUUCCACUCACGAUGCUGAGCACACUUUGAAGAAGAUGUGUAAAGAAGGUGCAUAUUGGGGAACUGUAGCCGGAGUAUAUGUGGGAGCAGAGUAUGGUUUAGAAAGGGUCCGUGGCACCAGAGACUGGAAGAAUGCCAUGAUGGGGGGUGCUUUGACAGGGGCUCUAGUAUCUGCAGCCACCAAUAAGGGCAAGGAUAAAGUUAUUGUGGAUGCAAUUACAGGAGGUGCCAUUGCAACCGCUGUGGAAUUCAUCAACUAUCUCACCUGAACAUGGAAGUAUUAAAUAUUCUAACCGAUCUCUCUGCAGAUCCAGAAGAACUAUGUAGUAGGUUUCUUGUGUCUUUUUUCUCAUGAAGUUGUUGCAUUGUAAAACGAAUGUUCAAGUGUUCUUCAACUAAACUACUGAAGGUUGAUACAAUGGAUUAUGAAUCCCAUCUUCAAAUAUUAUCAUUCUCGAGCAA